AUGUCGCUGAUGGAUAAUCUGUUAGGUAUCCUUCGGGUUCGCGUCAAACGCGGUAUCAAUCUCGCCGUUCGUGACGUUUGCAGCAGCGAUCCUUACGUCGUCCUCAAGAUAGGUCGCCAGAAAUUAAAAACCAAAGUGGUGAAGAAAAAUGUAAACCCAAAUUGGGAAGAAGAUUUAACAUUCACCGUCACCGACCCUAAUCUCCCGCUCAAUCUGAUUGUGUACGACCACGAUUUCUUCAGCAAGGACGAUAAAAUGGGAGACGCAGAGAUCGAUUUGAAACCGUACAUCGAAGCAUUACGAAUGGAGCUUUCCGGUUUACCGGACGGAACCAUUAUAUCGACGAUCCACCCGAACCGUAGCAACUGCUUAGCCGAGGAAAGCUAUGUCCGAUGCAUCAAUGACCGAAUCGUUCAAAACAUUUGUCUACGUCUACGUAACGUUGAGCGUGGUGAAGUUGAAAUUGAGCUUCAGUGGAUUGAUCUUCCCGGUUCUAAAGGAUUGUGA
This is a messenger RNA of Arabis nemorensis, 507 nucleotides long. The record is from the annotation of a GenBank genome assembly. NCBI's taxonomy places the organism in Eukaryota, Viridiplantae, Streptophyta, Magnoliopsida, Brassicales, Brassicaceae.